UGUGUUUUCGUUGAGAAAAGGCUAAAAUAAAGCCAUAUUGAGGACUUGUUAGUCCUCGCUCAAAUCAUGGCUUUCAAAAUGGAAUGCAGCCAGCUAAAGAUAGCUGAGAAGCUUGUAAUCUUGAACGAUCGAGCUGUUGGCAUGUUGACCAGGAUUUACAAUAUCAAGAAAGCGUGUGCAGAUUCCAAAUCAAAGCCAGCCUUUCUCAAUGAUAAGCACAUGGAAAAUGCUAUCAAACAUGUUGCACGAAAAUUUCCGGUUGUGGACGCUAGAGUGAACACAUCAACUUUUCACUAUGUCGACACAAUGAAAGAAGACAUAAUAAAAUCGUUGGGUCUCUAUUAUUACACAUUUGCUGAUCUGAUGGAACUAAAGGACAACAUAUUGCAACUUCUCACUACUAUGGAUGCAUGUCAAUGCCAACUUGACAUCUCGUUGAACUAUGAAUUAACGGCUGGUUAUCUCAACUUGGUUGUGAAUCUAAUAUGUUUGAUGAUCCUUCUCUCUCGAGUCGAUGACCGCAAAGUUGUGCUAGGACUUUUCAAUGCUGCCUACGACCUGGUACAUGGGCAAAGUGAAUCCUCUUUCCCUCGAUUAGGCCAAAUGAUCUUGGAUUAUGAACAUCCUCUGAGGAAAUUGAGUGAAGAUCUGGGACCUCUCAAUCGUUUGGUCACUGCAGCACUUUGCUCAUUGUCACCAGUCUACAUGCGGCGCAAUAUCACUGCCAAUACUUGGAGAAACGCACAAAUCCUAUCUCUCACGGCUAAUCCACAGCAGAUUUUGUAUGCUGCUCAGACAGAUACGAUCGCUUGUGAGUAUCUGUCAUUGGAUGUGAUGGAUCGCUGGAUUGUUUUAUGUACUACUGUUUGUCACUCUGCCAUGUUGAACGACAAGACGAUUUUCCAUUUAUGGCAAAUGUCUUUGCAAAUGGGAGUGUGUAUAAGAUUAUUUAGAGAUGAGGUGCUUUGGCUUCUUCGGCAUCUGAGCGAGUGGCCAUCGUCUAGUAAGAAGGGGAGCAAGCAAUGCGAUGAAUUGGUUGAUCGUCAGUUGCCUGAGCUUCUUUAUCACAUGCUGGAACUACGCCAGCUAGUGGUCAAGUAUAGUGACGUGAUUCAGCGGUACUAUCUCAAAUACGUCAAUGGCUAUGAUGCUAUUAUGACUCGUGAGUUAGUCUCCACUCUCGGUGAUCUGAGUGACGAUGAAGCCACCAUUCUCUCCGAUUUUGCAUCUUCCAUCUCCUCAAUAAACUCUGAUACUGAUCUGAGGGCACUACGCUUAGACUGGUUCAGGUUUCAGGCGAGAACAAGUAUGGCAAGGUCACCCUUCUUACUUAUCAAAAAUCGGAAGCUGGCAGUGAUCAUGAAUACCAAUGUUUUCCACUUGAAAAUGAUUGACCUGCAAGACGAGAUGCUCAAAGAGACUAGUGAUUUGAGUGUUUACUGUUUCUACAUCAAGACCUUAGAAAGACAGUGGAAAAGCUGUUUGACUCUUCCAUCACAGUCUCGCUUCGCGCUAUGCUUUGCGAGAAUUUGCGGACACUUUAGCUCAGCCCUCCAUGAUAUGUGCCCAGAGGAGAAAAACCACAUACUUGAAAAGUCCUUAGCAUUAUGUAACUCUAUUUUGGACGAUGUGUGCCAGUCGAUAACUGACGUGGUGGGAGCAUUAUGCGAAUAUGAGUUACGUCUUGCAGAACAGACAUCUCCAAGCACGAUAGCUGCGCAGAUUGUCUCUCAGAUGCUCCGCACUAAAGGCGGAAAAAGUGCAGCUGCAGCACAGAAAGAUCCUGCUCCCGCUGGAGACGAGAGCUACCGUGUCGACCGACAAACACUUACUUAUCCUGACAAAUUGCAGACAACACUCAUCGAACUCUGCGCCGGCAUCGGCCAAUAUCGCCAGCUUUUCAUAUCUGAGCACUUCUUUGCUCCCCGUGAAUAUCUGAGCCAACACAUUGAACACAAAUUUGUCGAUCUCAUACUAGCGAUGGCUGUGGAUCCAUCUUCUCCCUCAACUCCUAGACGACCUUCUGACCUGUUGAUGAUAAUUCAGUCGUAUAUGACUGUGCUACAGAACAUUGACGCCUGCGUACCCCUUGAUAUUACCCGGUUGUUCAACAAUGUGCUACUGCAGCAAACUCAGCCUCUUGACUCGCGCAAUAAGGAGACCAUGACCUACAUCUAUACCAAAUGGUAUUUGGAAGUAGUUUUACGACGUGCGUCUGCAGGUCAUAUGUUGUGGAGUGAGCAUUUACAGGCCAUGAUUUCCAGCGGAGAAGGAAUCGAGUUUGCUCCUGAACAAUAUACAGAUCCUCGAGAAUUGCGAUGUUUGGCUCAGAUAAUCGGUCCAUACGGAGUAAAAUAUCUGGCUGAAAGGCUUACGUGGCAUGUUGCAAGUCAAAUAGGAGAGCUGAACAAGAUUGUCCUUGCCAAUAGGGAUGUUUUGCAUACAGCUAGAACUAAUUUUGACUGUAAUGAUCGCAUGAAAGAAGUGAUGCAAGUCUUGUCACAUGAACCUAAGGAAAAGAAGGGGGCAACGAGUUCGCCUGCUGAUGCGAUUUUGCAACGAACAUCCAUAAUUGGGCAGAUAUUCAGCUUUAGAGAUGCUCUGCAUGUCGCUUUGGAACAGGUUUUACUGCAUAGGUUACCAUUUCUCACUUCGUCAUUUGCAAACUUAUAUGCUAGCAUGGAUGAUGCUGGAAAGGCAGCUUUGGGCGAACUGGGAGCUGCGAUGGGUAUCGAAGGACCUAUCGACAUCGCGUUGUCCAAUGCUGUUCGUGCGCAGAGUAUGCAGUUAAAUCCUGACGAGCACUAUCAAAUAAGUUGUCUGCUGUUGGUGGCUAUAGCAGUUAGCAUCCCGAGGUUGGCAAUGGUAGAAUCCGCAACAUAUAAGCCAAGUUUACGAGCAAGUCUGAAUAAUACUCAUUGCAUUCCCUUGGCCGUCAACACAAUGGCUGGGGCGUUAUUCCAUCAUCAUGGAAGGGGAGACAUACAUUUACGCAUGAAAGAGUUCUUGGCGCUUGCAUCGAGUAGCAUUCUGCGAGCAGCACAAGAAAUGGAUGGCCGUUUCGAUACCACAAAUAACCAGUCAGCCCUCUACAUCAUGCUUGAACAGCUUGUAAACAAAUGCAGAUGGCUGUCUAUGGACGUACUUGAAGCAUGUUUCCCAUAUAACCUUGUACGGACAGCAUACCAACAUUGUUAUCAACAAGAAGCUGAUGCAUUCCAAUGAGGCCUUUUUUCUUAGCGCAAUUAUGUUGUAAAUAUCGCUCACCUCAUCUGAAAUCACUUGCUUACUCAGCAUUUUCCCGUUUCUAACUCUCUUUUGUUAUUUUUCUAAGCAUAAUGAGAGAAUGAGUGUUGAGCACUUUUGCUGUCAUGUUAUGCUCUAGCUGAUCUAGUCAACUUUUUUACUGCUUGGUCUUAAUGAUUAGCGGAUCUUUCGUUGUCAUUUUUUAUCCUCAUAUGAAUCUGUUUGUAUACGCUUCUCUAUGGGUAUAAUGUCAAAUUUUGUGCAUACAUCAAGUAAUAAAUCAUCACAUA
Molecule: messenger RNA, 3536 nt
Organism: Cylicocyclus nassatus
Lineage: Eukaryota; Metazoa; Nematoda; Chromadorea; Rhabditida; Strongylidae
Source: the annotation of a GenBank genome assembly